AGUUUACUGGGGCAGCAGGGCAAGUUGUCAGGCCCCAUGAGUGACAAUGCUGGAGAAGGGAGAGCAUCAGAAAAGAGGAAAGAGCAGAAAGGCAGGAAAGCAGGGGAGAGUUCCAAGGUGGAAGAUGAAUUCAAAGAACUGUCCAUCUACUUCCCUAAGGAGCAAUGGGCAGAGAUGGGAGCCUGGGAGAAAACCCGCUACAGGAACAUGAAGCGGAACUAUGAGUUUAUGGUUGAACUAGUUAAAACCUUCAGGCCACCACGUAAAUCUGGCAGUUUGAAACAGGAAAAAAAGAAAAGGCAGAACAUCAGUCACAAUGAAAAGACAGUGCUGGAGAAGGCCUCUGAGAAUCAGACAGACACUGAGAAAUUGGACAAAAAUUCCGAUGUGGGCACCAGAAUCCCUGUCACUAAUGUUGUUGAUCUGAAAACUGAUCUACCCAGGUUAGCAGUUUCUAAAACCCAGGGGCAGAGCACCCAAGUUAACACAUACAGCUUACGAAAGAGAGAGAAAAAAGUGUACGUUGAAAUAAAUGAACCACAAGAUGAUGAUUACUUAUUUUGUGAGACUUGCCUGAUAUUCUUCAUUGAUGAGUGUUCGGUUCAUGGCCCUCCAGUUUUCAUCAAAGACCCGAUAGUAGAAACAGGACAAGAAAGGAGAGCAGCUCUCACUUUGCCCCCGGGGAUGCGAAUUGGGCUUUCGAGUAUCCCACAGGCUGGGCUUGGAGUCUGGAAUGAGGCAGACACCCUGCCGAUCGGAGUUCAUUUUGGCCCAUACGAUGGAAGGAUAACAGAGGAUGAGGAAGCAGCCCACAAUGGUUAUUCUUGGCUGAUCACCAAGGGAAGAAACUGGUAUGUAUACAUUGAUGGAAAGGAUGAAACUAAUGCCAACUGGAUGAGGUAUGUUAACUGUGCUAGGGAUGAGGAAGAGCAGAACCUUGUCGCUUUCCAGUAUCAUGGGAAAAUCUACUAUAGAGUGUGCAGGGCCAUCCUGCCGCAUAGUGAGCUUCUGGUCUGGUACGGGGAUGAAUACGGCAAGGAGCUGGGCAUCAAGUGGGGCACGAGAUGGAAAAGCACAGCGCCACCCAAAG
Messenger RNA from Terrapene triunguis (Three-toed box turtle), 1090 nucleotides. Its product is annotated as histone-lysine N-methyltransferase PRDM9. Gene Ontology annotation, biological process: regulation of DNA-templated transcription; positive regulation of reciprocal meiotic recombination. The record is from RefSeq and is a predicted model, not a curated record. Gene Ontology annotation, molecular function: histone H3K36 methyltransferase activity; histone H3K4 methyltransferase activity; protein binding. The annotation marks the transcript as partial. The transcript has 8 exons. NCBI's taxonomy places the organism in Eukaryota, Metazoa, Chordata, Testudines, Emydidae. Gene Ontology annotation, cellular component: nucleus.